This is a messenger RNA of Silurus meridionalis, 5901 nucleotides long. RefSeq names its product eukaryotic translation initiation factor 4 gamma, 1a (gene eif4g1a). Gene Ontology annotation, cellular component: eukaryotic translation initiation factor 4F complex. The record is from RefSeq and is a predicted model, not a curated record. Lineage: Eukaryota; Metazoa; Chordata; Actinopteri; Siluriformes; Siluridae. Gene Ontology annotation, molecular function: translation initiation factor activity; protein binding; mRNA binding. The transcript has 33 exons. Bases 870 to 5687 code for a protein of 1605 amino acids.
AAAUAAGACAUUACAGGGGGAUUAAAUUCUGAAAACGUUUUUAAUGCCUCAAAACAUGGAGAACUUUUAAUUUGUGUAUAUAAAACAAAAAAGUGGACAUUAAUAUAAUGAAAUAUCGUAAAUAUAAAACUGAAAUAAAAUAAAUAGAUCAAUAAAUUUAGAUCUUUGAUUGUUUUUUUCAUUUCCGCCUGAUCUCCACCGUCCAAUCACAGGAACGUUCGCUCAGCCAAUCCUAGCGCUGGAGGGGUGUGGCCUGCCCGAAUACGGGUGUGGUUAAUAAACAGCCGCGGCCCGGUGCGGUGCGUGUGCGGGACCGAAGGGGAACCGAAUGGCUCGUGAGGUCCUCGGUGUUUGAUCAGAGCAGCGCGCUUCAGUUUCCCCCGCAAUCCGACUCCAUCCGCGCCUUCAGCAUGGACCUCCAGUCCCGAGGCUCGCUUCGGAGACCCCCGGCGUGUCUGUAGAGACUCCAGAGCGCUGAAUUGAUCCGUUUCUUGAAGCCACACCGGCGAUUUUUUGGCCUUUUUUUUCCUCCUCCUGCAGCGCAGUUCGGGGAUUUAAACGGAAAGUGACAGCCGCAGAGUUUCUCUCUCACACACACACACACGUGCACACGCGUGUUAGCGCUGACAUUCCUGCGUGCGGAUCCUCGAGACUCCUGCGUGUGCUGUCCGUGUGUUUAACGGUGUUGGAGACGGAACCGAGCCGGUUCGGAGCGCGCGCACAGAGACAGAGAGCUGCCAGGACACACCGUACAGAUUAAGUGAACACUACAUCGGGACGCUACUGAGUGUCCAACGAAAGAGCUUAACAUCACAGAUUCACAGUUUGGUAGGCAGGUUCGAGACCCUCCUCAUGCAGAGCCACGGGAAAUGAAUAAACCGCCUCAGCCUAUCACAGGACCGCCCUCUGUCCCUCACCCCGCCCCCUCACCAGGACUGACGCCGACUGUUUACCCCCCUGGUCAGGCCGCCUCUGUAGUUUUUGCCACUCAGCCUCCACUAAUGAACUCUGCACCCCAACCCAGACAGUUUGCACCAGGGCCUCGUGCUUUACAUCAACAGGGUGGAUUCAGGUCUCUGCAGUCGUAUUACCCCCGGGGCAGUUUGCAGAAUAACGCCCCACGGGUGGCGACCAGUAACCCGUCUCGCCCUGUCCCGCCCCCUCACGUCUACCCCUCGUCCUCACAGAUGGUAAUGAUCCCCCAGCAGCAGAUCCCAUUCCCACCCAACUCUCAAGGCCACGCCUACUUUAUCCAGUCUGGGCAGUACCGUGCACCUUACGUUCACCAGACACAGCAGUAUUCUGUGGCCAGCGCCCCGGCCGGCUUUUAUACCGGAGCAAACGCAGACUACAGCUCCACGUAUGCUGGAGCGUAUUAUCCUGCUCAAGCUCAGUACCAAUCUUCUGUGCCCACCGCGCAAGUCAUGAUGAACCCCGCCCAGCAGCAACAGGCCCCGCCCCCUCCACAGCAAGCCCCGCCCCCACAACACAAACGGGAGCGCAAACAGAUUAGAAUACGAGACCCCAACCAGGGAGGACGUGACAUCACUGAGGAGAUCAUGUCUGGAGGAAGGAGCACAUCUACGCCCACGCCUCCUCAUUCUGUGGAGGUCGGGGGUUUGGUCCAGACGAACGGUGAAAACGCGACCCCUGCAGUCGCUGCUCCGGCGGUCCGACUCGACGAUGGUGGGACGUCCUCGAGUCCUGCAGCUCCGUCCUCGACUCCUCCUCCUUCUCUUCCUCCUCCUUCUUCAGACCCCUCCCCCGAGCCGAAGCCCGUCCAGGAAGUCCUCGUUGCUCCGGCACUCCCUGUUCCUCCAGAACAAACCGAAGAUGUGGUUUCAGAGCCGUCCCCGUCCUCGUCUCCCACCCCUACCGCGCUCCUCACAGAGCCCACGACGGCCGACAUCACAGACGCCCCUGUGCCUCCUCCUGAAACCACUCCUCAAGAUGAAGAGGUGGAGGAGCUGAACGGCGCCGCCCCAGCCGAACAGGAGUGCCCUCGCGCAGACAGCACCGAGCCGGAAAAGGAAACCGAGUCGUGCGUCGAAACGCCGCUCCCUGACGCGCCCUGCAACGCUGCACCUGCUGAAGAGGACACGCCCCCUGUAGCUCCGGCGGCCAAUGGCGAGACGGAGUGCCGCGAGGUCACGCCGACACCAGCGCCUGAAGACGUGCCCGUGUCUGAGCUCGAGAGCAUCCCGGUGUCAAACGGUCUUCCUCAGGAGUCCACAGAGCUGCAAGACGAGCAACUCGAGGCAGAACCGGAGCCGGCAGCCGAACCCGAGGUGAUCAAGGUCCAGGAACAUGAUGCAAAAACAUCUGCUUCUGCAGAUGAGGAGGAGGACGAGGGCGGAGUGGAGGAGGAGCCCGCUCCGGUCGAGGAGACGACUAUGCAAGCUGUUCUGUCCAUGCCAAGGAAGAAGAAGCUGAAGAAAAGCGAUCUGAAUAAUAAAGUGGUUGGAGACAUGUUGGACGCCUAUAAAGAGCCCGAGGAGAAGGAACUUGCUCCCGAGCCGGCUGCCGUCGAGGCCCCGCCCUCUGAGCCCUGCCCCGCCCCAUCUCCUCCCUCUGAGGAGACUGAGGAGACGUGGGAGGAAAAAGAGGACAAAAUGGACACUGAGAACACUGAGCCUGGGAUUGAGAAAGCAGUGGAGCAGAAAUAUCAGUAUAAAGAGGAGCACUGGAAGCCCAUUAAUCCGGAGGAGAAGAAGAGCUACGAUCGGGAAUUCCUGCUGCGCUUCCAGUUCAUCAGCGCCAGCAUGAACAAACCUGAGGGUCUCCCUCACAUCACAGACGUGGUUCUGGAGAAGGCUAAUAAAACGCCGCUGCGGCCGUUGGACCCGAGCCGCCUGAUGAACUGCGGGCCCGAUUUUACACCUUCCUUCGCUAAUCUGGGCCGAGCGCCACUUUUAGGAGGACGAGGACCUCCACCAGGGCCGCGCCGCUCUCAGCAGGGUCAGCGUAAAGAGCCACGCAAGAUCAUCGCCAGCAUGUCGCUGAACGACGACGUGCAGCUGAACAAGGCGGAGAAAGCCUGGAAGCCCACGGUGAAGAAGAGUCGCGCCGAAGAGGAAGACUCCGACACUCUGAAGACCCAGGACCUGUUCCGCAGAGUGCGCAGCAUCCUGAACAAACUCACGCCGCAGAUGUUCCAGCAGCUCAUGAAGCAGGUCACUGAGCUGACCAUCGACACCGAGGAGAGACUCAAAGGGGUCAUCGACCUCAUAUUCGAAAAAGCCAUUUCUGAACCCAGCUUUUCAGUCGCGUACGCCAACAUGUGCCGCUGCCUUAUGGGGCUGAAAGUCCCCACCACAGACAAACCGGGAGCCACUGUGAAUUUCCGCAAACUGCUGCUGAAUCGCUGCCAAAAAGAAUUUGAGAAGGACAAGGACGAUGAUGAGAUCUUCGAGCAGAAGCAGAAGGAGCUGGAUGCUGCCAAGGAGGAUGAAGUUAAUAAGCGGUUGAAAGAAGAGCUGGUGGAAGCGAAGGAUCAGGCUCGCCGCCGUUCCCUCGGGAACAUCAAGUUCAUCGGAGAGCUGUUUAAGCUGAAGAUGCUGACGGAGCCGAUCAUGCACGACUGCAUCGUCAAGCUGCUGAAGAACCACGACGAGGAGAGUCUCGAGUGUCUCUGCAGGCUUCUGUCCACCAUCGGCAAGGACCUGGACUUCGAGAAGGCUAAGCCCCGUAUGGACCAGUACUUCCACCAAAUGGAGAAGAUAAUAAAGGAGAGAAAAACGUCAUCGAGGAUCCGCUUCAUGCUGCAGGACGUGUUGGACCUGAGAAGAAAUAACUGGGUUCCACGCCGAGGUGAUCAGGGCCCCAAAACCAUCGACCAGAUCCACAAAGAGGCGGAGCUGGAGGAACACCGGGAGCAGAUUAAAGUGCAGCAGCAGCUCCUGUCCAAGAAAGACACUGGUCGAGGAAGAGGAGGAGGAGGAGGUGGUGGUGGUGGAGGAGGAGGAAGUGGAGGAGGAGGAGGGGGAAGAAUGAACCAGCCUCAGGACGAGGGCUGGAACACGGUACCGAUCAGCAAGAACCGGCCCAUCGACACAUCCCGCCUCAGCAAGAUCACCAAGCCUGGAGCUUUGGAUUUCAACAAUCAGCUUCUUGCCCCUGGAGGAAAGGGAUCAUGGGGCAGUUGGGGGAAAGGGAGCAGCGGUGGAUCUGGAUCCAAAACCAGCACUGAACAGGACGCAGGACGACCGGCUACGAGCACGCUGAACCGUUUCUCUGCUCUUCAGCAGUCAGGACCUUCAUCCACAUCGUCCUCAUCUUCACUGGACUCCGAGCGCAGAGUUCCUCAAAGGAGCAGCUCGAGUCGAGACCGCAGCGAGAGGGACCGCUUCGAUCGUUUGGACCGGCGGGACAGCCGCGAGGACCGAGACCGAGGUCUGGAUAAGACUCGAGUCCCCGUCACUAAACGCAGCUUCAGCAGGGAGAGCGCGGACCGGUCCCGGGCCGCAGACGUGCGCCGCGUCGCUAGCAUGACUGACGAGCGGGAACGCGGUAGCCGAGACAGAACCGCCAGCCGAGAGACAGCGGUAAAACGUGAGUCGGCUCCGACGCCGCCGCCCGCUCCGAGUAAACCCACCCUGAGUGAGGAGGAAGUGGAGAAGAAAUCUACUGCCAUCGUCGAGGAGUAUCUCCACAUCAAUGACCUGAAGGAGGCAGUACAGUGUGUACAGGAGCUGAACAGCACGUCUGUGCUCUUCGUGUUCGUGCGUAACGCCGUGGAGUCGACCCUCGAGCGCAGCACCAUCGCCCGUGAGCACAUGGGCCUCCUGCUGCACAAACUGAUCAGCGCUGCAAUCUUACCUCCGGAGCAGUACUACAAAGGGCUUCAGGAGAUUCUGGAGGUGGCUGAUGACAUGGCCAUCGACAUCCCCCACAUCUGGCUGUACCUGGCGGAAAUCAUCACACCUGUAGUGCGUGACGGAGGAAUCCCAAUGGGGCCGCUCUUUAGAGAGGUGGUCAAGCCGUUGCUGCCAAUAGGAAAAGCUGCAGUGCUGCUGGUUCACAUCAUCAACCUGCUCUGUAAAGGCCUGAGUAACAAAAAAGUGGGCACUUUGUGGACGGAGGCCGGACUCAACUGGAAGGACUUCCUGCCCGAGGAUGAGGACGUCAACAAAUUUGUGACAGAACAGAAAAUGGAGUUUACGCUGGGGGAGGAAUCUGAGAAGCCGAGUAAGAAAGAGCUGAGCGCAGAGGAGCUGAGCAAGAGCCUCGAGCGACUGAUUCAGGACAAAGCCGACAACCAGAGAAUCCAUGACUGGGUGGAGGCGAAUCUGGAUGAGCAGCAGAUGACCUCCAGCUCAUUCAUCCGAGCGCUGAUGACCUCAGUGUGCCAAGCGGCGGUCAUCUGUGAGAACCCGUAUAAGGUGGACAUGGAUCAGAUCAUCCAGAGGGCCAAGCUGCUGCAGAAGUACCUGGUGGAUGAGCAGAAGGAGCUGCAGGCGCUCUACGCUCUCCAGGCUCUCAUGGUGCGACUGGAGCAACCGGCCAAUCUUCUCCGGAUGUUCUUCGACACUCUGUACGACGAGGACGUGAUCAAGGAGGAAGCGUUCUAUAAAUGGGAGUCUAGUAAAGACCCAGCCGAGCAGGUGGGCAAGGGCGUGGCCCUCAAAUCCGUCACGGCGUUCUUCACCUGGCUGCGAGAGGCAGAGGACGAGUCGGAUAACAGCUAAAAGCAGAAGGACGCCCCCUUCAGCCCGGGAGCCGUACUGCGCCGAGGGGAAACGGACUCUACUACAGAAACCUAUCAGAACUUGAAACUCGUUUAGACUCGAUGACAGGCGACGGACACGGGCUACAAUCAUUUCUCUUCUUUACUCGUUUUUGAAAAUAAAUUAACAAUAAAGGUUUUUUUUUCCUCCUUCAGCGUGGGGGGAGAAACGCAAA